Polyodon spathula (Mississippi paddlefish) is the source of this 5049-nucleotide messenger RNA. Its product is annotated as death-associated protein kinase 3-like. NCBI's taxonomy places the organism in Eukaryota, Metazoa, Chordata, Actinopteri, Acipenseriformes, Polyodontidae. Gene Ontology annotation, cellular component: nucleus; cytoplasm. Gene Ontology annotation, biological process: positive regulation of apoptotic process; intracellular signal transduction; protein phosphorylation. Gene Ontology annotation, molecular function: protein serine/threonine kinase activity; ATP binding. The coding region runs from base 190 to 1548 and encodes 452 amino acids. The record is from RefSeq and is a predicted model, not a curated record. The transcript has 9 exons.
GGGAAUGACGUUUUUCCCCUAACCUGAGGGGGUGUUGAAAUUUUGUUGAGCGUUUACAGAGGAAAGGAAAGGCAAGGGAUGAACAAGUCGUGAAGAAAAGUGAGUACCUUUGAAACGCUCGUUUGUUGAAAGGAGCUGAACACAGAGAGCGCUGCAGCUGGAACCCCUGUGAGUGAGUGACCAGGAGCUAUGGCUGCGUUCAGACAGGAGAGCGUGGAUGAGCACUACGAGAUGGGCGAGGAGCUGGGCAGCGGUCAGUUUGCCAUCGUUCGGAAGUGCCGUGAGAGGAGCACGGGGAACGAGUACGCGGGCAAGUUCAUCAAGAAGCGGCGUCUGUCCUCGAGCCGGAGGGGUGUGAGCCGGGAGGAGAUCGAGCGCGAGGUGAACAUCCUGCGGGAAAUCCAGCAUCCCAACAUCAUCACGCUGCACGACAUCUUCGAGAACAAGACGGAUGUCAUCCUGAUCCUGGAGCUGGUGUCUGGGGGCGAGCUCUUCGACUUCCUGGCUGAGAAAGAGUCCCUGACGGAGGAGGAGGCCACCCAGUUCCUGAAGCAGAUCCUCGACGGGGUCCACUACCUGCACUCCAAGAGCAUCGCACACUUCGACCUCAAGCCUGAAAACAUCAUGCUGCUGGAUAAGAAUGUGCCCAGUCCCCGAAUCAAACUCAUUGACUUUGGGAUUGCGCAUCAGAUCACGGCUGGCAACGAGUUCAAAAAUAUUUUCGGAACCCCAGAGUUUGUAGCUCCAGAGAUUGUGAACUAUGAGCCUCUGGGAUUGGAAGCAGACAUGUGGAGUAUUGGAGUGAUUACCUAUAUCCUGCUGAGCGGCGCCUCCCCAUUCCUGGGAGAAACGAAGCAGGAGACCUUGACAAACAUCUCUGCUGUGAACUACGACUUUGACGAGGAAUACUUCAUGCACACCAGCGAGCUAGCCAAGGACUUCAUCCGCAGACUGCUGGUCAAGGACCCCAAGAAGAGAAUGACAAUUGAGGACAGUCUGCAGCAUCCAUGGAUUAAGGUGAUCAAGCGACGGAACGUGCGCAAGGAGGACAGCGACAAGAAGCCGGAGCGGCGGCGGCUGAAGACCACACGGCUGAAGGAGUACACCAUCAAGUCUCACUCCAGCAUGCCUCCCAACAACACCUACGUGAACUUCGAGCGCUUCUCCAAGGUGCUGGAGGAGAUCGCAGUGGCCGAAGAGGGGCUGCGAGAGCUGGAGAGGAACAAGCUGUCCUGCCAGGAAGACAUUGCCGCCCUGCUGUCCAUCUACGAGGAGAAGGAAAGCUGGUACAAGGAGGAGAAUGAGAGCAUCGAGAGGGAUCUGGGGCAGAUCAGGCUGGAGCUGCAGCGCACAGAGGCCCAGAGGAGGCAGAGCCAGGAGGAGGUGCGCACGGCCCUGCUCUCCGCCAACGCACUCAAGAGGCGCUUCGGCCACCUGGAGAACAGAUUCGAGGUGCUGGCCGAGCAGGUGGCCUCCGAGAUGAAGUGGGUGGAGGAGCUGGUGCUGUCCAUCGAGCAGGAGAAGAGGCAGGGCACAAGCAUGCGCUGAGAGUGACCGAUUUAAAUAGAUAUGCACUGUCUCACACACACACACACACACACACACACACACACGCGUGCAUGUACCUGCAACACAGCCAUGGCUCCUGCUUAUAUAGUGCACAAGGAGUUGAGAAUGCCAUUCUCUUAUUUUUAUGUAGAAGCAGAACCCUAUGCAGUAGUAUCUCAAAGUUAUGAACCAAACCAAACUCUUGAAACAGGACUCCUGCUGGGAAUUUUAUUUUCAACACGUCACCCUUUUGUGAAUCCAGUCCACAUACAUGAAAUCACUGGGAAUAUUGCCCGCUUUAGAGUAUUUUAUUUUACUGUAACAUGUUUCUUUGUCCGCUGGUAAGCUGUUGCAGAGUCAGAAACAUCGGAAAUAUUACUGUAAAAUAUAAUAUAAAAUAUAUAUAUAUUUUUUUUUUAAACUUGUGUGUUGCCUUAAAACAGCAUGUGUUUGCAGAUACAUGUUUUUGACGUUCUACAUAUUUCUAAAUGUUUUCAGUCAGUUAGGUGUUUGUGGGGAGUGGAAACUAUUCCAAGAAAGUACUGCGGCUGUGUGCGACAGUGCAGCCAUAAUACUCCUGUUAAACUGUAUAUUCUCUGUUGUUUUUGUAAGGGUUUUCCUACAGGGGUUAUUGUUGCCUAAAGAGCUACUGGCAAAUUUUAGUUUUAAAUAGGAUCUCUUAUCCCAUAUUGUAUCCUUACAGCAGAUCCUGAUAAUAUGCUUGCAGCUUCUAUUUUAAAGAAUAAUUUAAUAAUUACAUAACUUAAAUCAGAAUUUAGCAUUUCUUCACUGUUGGGAUAAAGCGAAGUGCCUGUGAGACUGAGGGAUAAAAGGGUGUUUACUGCUUGUGUUUUGUUGUUGUUAUGGUGGUGCAGCAAUUCCAAGGUUAUAUGGUGGAUUGUUGAGCACAUUGGAACACAGUGCUGGAAUUGGGUUUGUGGUGGAUUGUUGAGCACAUUGGAACGCAGUGCUGGAAUUGGGUUUGUGGUGGAUUGUUGAGCACAUUGGAACACAGUGCUGGAAUUGGGUUUGUGGUGGAUUGUUGAGCACAUUGGAACGCAGUGCUGGAAUUGGGUUUGUGGUGGAUUGUUGAGCACAUUGGAACGCAGUGCUGGAAUUGGGUUUGUGGUGGAUUGUUGAGCACAUUGGAACGCAGUGCUGGAAUUGGGUUUGUGGUGGAUUGUUGAGCACAUUGGAACGCAGUGCUGGAAUUGGGUUUGUGGUGGAUUGUUGAGCACAUUGGAACGCAGUGCUGGAAUUGGGUUUGUGGUGGAUUGUUGAGCACAUUGGAACGCAGUGCUGGAAUUGGGUUUGUGGUGGAUUGUUGAGCACAUUGGAACGCAGUGCUGGAAUUGGGUUUGUGGUGGAUUGUUGAGCACAUUGGAACGCAGUGCUGGAAUUGGGUUUGUGGUGGAUUGUUGAGCACAUUGGAACGCAGUGCUGGAAUUGGGUUUGUGGUGGAUUGUUGAGCACAUUGGAACGCAGUGCUGGAAUUGGGUUUGUGGUGGAUUGUUGAGCACAUUGGAACGCAGUGCUGGAAUUGGGUUUGUGGUGGAUUGUUGAGCACAUUGGAACGCGGUGCUGGAAUUGGGUUUGUGGUGGAAGGUUGAGCACAUUGGAACGCGGUGCUGGAAUUGGGUUUGUGGUGGAAGGUUGAGUACAUUUGAAUGCGGUGCUGGAAUUGGGUUUGUUUUAAUGUUUCUGACAGACUUACUUAGACAUGCCCUUACCGUGUGAAUUCAUCUUCGCUGUGAUGAGAUAGCCAACAUAGCAUGUGCCAAUGCUGGAAUUACUUUGAGUGUUAAUGUGAAUAAAGUCUAUACUGUGCAGGUUUUGCCCCUGGGAUUAUAGCAUUGAUAACCAGGUGGUCCGUGUUCAUAGUUCUAGCUGUACCGAUACUAUCACUGCUUUAAUAAUGCUGUUUGCUACUGUGAUUCCAGCUCCUGAUAAUCUGGCUCUGUUCCAUUAGCAACAUAUUUAGGAUGAAGACAUUGGGGUGCAUUGAGCUGCUGAUUCUGAAUCUGAAUCUGAACAGAAUCUUUAAAAACAAGCUACUCAACCACUUCACAGCUGAAGUUCAAUCCUAGGAAAAAGGAAAUGCAGUAAUUAGUGUCAUUAAUACAAGACUGAGGAUGUGCAAAAUUAAAUAAAUCAAUCUACAUGUUAUUAAACAGUGCAUAUUGCCAGACAUAACGGUGGUGAGGAAAUGUCACUCCUGUUUGGAUGAUGAGUGAAAUAAAGCAAAGCUGGGUGAGCAGUGGGAAUGUUAUGAAGCUGUUUUAUAGGAAUGCACUGCGCAGACUGUGUGUAUGAGCUCUUUAUAGCUGUAUUAAUAGCAUGAUGAUGAUUUUGGGGACCACAGACUGCACAUCCGUUUCAGUAGCACUGAACUGCUCUUGUUGUUUCUGUGUGGACUUGUGUUUCAGAAUGGGUUCACAGUUUCAUUUCAUUUUUUUUUAUGUCUUAAUACAAUGAAAACACUGAUUUGGGGUUCAUUUAAAAUGAAUGGCAGAACCUUAAACAAGCACUAAACAUGCAUUUUAACAGUGUGAUCACACGCUUCUACAGUAUUCUAGACCUACUUGUGUUUGUAAUAAGUGCCAUUGGAGGGGGGAGUUCUGGGUAUCUUUUCCCAAAGUAAAACUUAUGAAAAGUGGAGUUAAAAUCUGAUGGUGGCUUGGAUUAGUUUUGCAGUCACAAGAACAGACAGUUGUUCUUUGGUUUUAUCCAGCGCAGCUGACAGCAAUAACUGGGCAUAAGAAAAUAAGCUAACAUUAAUGGCGUUAAGGUGCAUUUACACAUUGCUGUAGAGAAACAGUACUGGGGAUGAAAGGGUUAAUAACGCCUAUGAAUAAUACUAAUAUGUAAAAGCCUUAGCAAUGUUUCCAAGUGUGUUCCAAGUAUAUUAAAAAAUAAAACUGAUAUUUGCCAAGCAAUAUUUUAUAUAUAAAAAUGUGUGUAUACACACAAAUAUAAUGUUUCAUUAUGUUUUUCAUUGACGCAGUCGGGAAGAAAAGUGUGGUGCUCUUGGAAUAAGAAUUGUUAUUCAGCUGAUGUGAUUGUAUUUCAAUAUCGCGUGCAGUCAGUUGAAAGCUGCUUUUGCACAUGACAGAGCAUAGCGAGGACUGGAGAGUACAUGGAGGGUGAUCUGCAAAGGAGCGCACUGUCUCUAGUGGGUCUGUAAUGUUUUUAAAUACUGUAGAAUUGAAAACCGUGCAAAACAGCAAUGCUGAGCACAUUGUGAUUAACCCAGGAUUUCUAGAAGAAACACCAAAUUAUAUGCAUGAACUGUAGUCAGCUUUUUUUUAAACGUCUGUUGAUCUGCUGCCUCACGUUUUGUUCUUGUUUUUGAAAACGUCAACAUUUCUUUUUGUAAAACCCUUUCUCUUAUUUCUACCAUUCCUUUGUUCAAGGUAAUAUUUGUCAUUUCAUUUAUUUACAAAUUAGUGUAUGCUCAUCUGCUUGUUCAAGAUAACAUUCUCUUAUAUGUAUGCAUUAUUU